Messenger RNA from Spodoptera exigua (beet armyworm), 9932 nucleotides. Lineage: Eukaryota; Metazoa; Arthropoda; Insecta; Lepidoptera; Noctuidae. The record is from the annotation of a GenBank genome assembly.
GUUCAGUUUGGUUAGGCUCUAAGAAAAAUCUGUGCGAUUACUAUAAAUAUGGUAAUAUUUAAUAAAAUACAGAUAAUUAGUAAUUACUGACUAUUAGUUAAUUAAUUUUAGGUAUUCUUAGGUAUUUGGUGAUUGAUAAAUGAUAAUAAUAUAAAAACAAUGUGAACUUACGUUCAGUAAUCCUAAUGUUAUGAGCGUUCAGCUUGUUAAAAUGUUCACUUCUAAACGGAAACAUAUUUUGGACGAUAAUUAAAAACUGUAAUAAACAAAAAUAUCAAAAAUACACACUGAAACGUACAACAAUGUUUUUUAAGAAUGAAAAAUUACUUAAUAUUACGUAAUAAGGGUACCAGAAAAAUUUUUUUUUUUGUUUUCGUUGUAAUCGUGCUAUUCCACGUAGCCGCGCAAAAUUUCACUUCAUCGAGUCAAUGGUACAUUGUCAAUAUUCAUUCUCAUUAAUUAAUUAUCCAUAUUUCAAGAAAUCUAUAACUAGAAUCAUUACUAAAAAAAUCAUUAAUUAAUUAUGCCAUCAUUAGUUAUCAUUUUAACUAUAUAGUUAUGUUUUUCACUAAAGAAAUAAAACAGUGUAUUGUAAACAGUGGUGGGUCGGCCAUUUGCACGGUGUGACAGAGUAUUUAGAUCCGCAUUCUGUCACCGGAGACCUUACUGCGUUGACCACCAAGUUUUACAAUGGCGUCCGUUUAAGAAUACCUACCAAGAAUUUGUGUUGUGACGAAUUUUUCUCCAGUGUUAUAUAAUUGAUUUGGACUUUUAAAAAAACCAAGUUUAUUUUUAGUUGUUAAUUAGUGAUAAAUAUCAGUGUUGUACAUUCAAAAUGUUAAAUUACAAGUUUUAAAUCUCUCAAAUGUUAACGUGGUCUACGUCCGGUCGCCGCUGUCAUAGCGCUAUCCCUUUCCCACUCACGCACUUAGACGGAGCUCUGCUCUCCGUCGUGCUUUCUCGCGCGCAGUCGGAAUAUCCGCUCAAUGGCUGGUGGGCAAGAAAAAUGGUAUUUUACAAAAGAACAAUUGCUCAGUUCUCCAAGCAGAAAAUGCGGUUUAGAUGCAGAUAAAGAAUUGGCAUAUCGGCAGCAGGCCGCGAAUUUAAUACAGGACAUGGGACAGAGGCUUCAAGUCUCUCAACUAUGUAUCAACACGGCGAUAGUUUACAUGCACCGCUUCUAUGCGUUCCAUUCCUUCACACAGUUCCACAGGAACGCAAUAGCUGCCGCCGCAUUGUUUCUCGCCGCAAAGGUGGAGGAACAGCCAAGGAAAUUAGAAUAUGUUAUAAAAGUGGCACAUGUAUGCCUCCAUCGAGGUGAAAGUCUCACCGCCCUGACGCCUGAACAAUAUCAAGAACAGGCGCAGGACCUGGUAUUCAACGAGAAUGUUCUCCUACAGACCUUAGGUUUCGAUGUGGCCAUCGACCACCCGCACACACACGUUGUACGGACGUGUCACCUUGUAAAAGCGCCGAAGGAUUUAGCGCAGACAUCCUAUUUUAUGGCGUCUAACAGCCUGCAUUUGACGACGAUGUGUCUACAGUACAGACCGACAGUCGUCGCGUGUUUUUGUAUACAUUUAGCAUCGAAAUGGAGCAAUUGGGCGAUACCACAGUCAAACGAGGGACGCCAUUGGUUCUCCUAUGUUGACCGGUCAGUUACCACGGACCUCUUGGAGAAAUUGACCGCUGAGUUCCUACUCAUCUUCGAGAAAUGUCCUUCAAGACUUAAAAGGAAGAUGAUGAAUGUUAAAGCUGCAGACGGCAGUUCGCCUCACUCGUUGCCAAACGCGUCCGGCUCGGGCGUCGCGAAUUCACCGUUUGACAAGAAGCAUCCGUCCGGCGCCGAUGAUAUCGACAAGUCCUUCGACAAAGAGUAUGAAAGAGAAAGAAGACGUCAACCGGUACCAGGUGGGUACGUACCUGCUACGACAGCAGCGCCACCACAGCCACAACCUCAGAGAAUAGACUAUAACCUGUACAGAGAGAAGAGGGAGAGAGAGGAGCGGGAGAGGCGGGAGGAGAGAGAGAGAAGGCAACAACAAGCGUUGCAACAACAACAACAGCAGCAACAACAAGCCAGGCCAGGAGCGCCACAGCCCAGGCCCAAUGCUCAACAACCCCCUCCCCACCACCGGCCGUCCAGCCAACAUCAUCAUAAACAACACCAUCCCUGGCCCCCCCACAAACCUCAUCAUCAGAAACCGCCACACGACCACAGACAUCAUCGGCCACCCAUACCCGGCCCAUCAACAUCUACAGUGACUGCCACUGCCACUACGGCGUCGUCACACCCGCCUCCCUCACAGCCCGAAGUGGUUCCUCAAAGAACGCGUCCCCCCUCCUUGUUCUCGCCUGAGAAUGCGACCACUCCCACCGCGGCUGCCGCGGCUGCUCCCCGGCGGCCGCAGCCCCAACCGCAGCCCCAGCCCCAACCCCAGGCGCCCCCCGCACAUCGACCCAAACCCGAAGUGCGGCCCACGCCACCUCCUGCACCCUCAGUACCUCAGCCCCCCAUACAAACACAAGAACAGAGGCCGCCCUCGCCACACAGGAAGAGGCCGGACCCCACUACAGCUAUCAGAGAAAUGCAACCCCCCGCUAUACUUUCCCCCUUCUCCUCGCCCCCCUCUAAAGAGCAACCAAAACAGCAGAGGCAAAGGCAACAGUCCAGCUCCUCAGAACCAGAGCUCGUGCCAGUCGUUAAGAAAAUUGACGAGACGCCCGGCUAUGAGAAUGUUAUACGGGACUCGCAGAGAGGGACGGCUAUUUCGGCGAUCAAAAACAGGGCUCCUGAGCGCAAGCCCGAGGCGCCCGCCAGGCCAUUGAAUGGUAUCGAAACCGAUCCAACACUAGUGUCCAACUUAUUAAAGGAAAGCCUCGCCAAGCCCGCGCCCAUUACAGUCGCGACGGAACGCAAGUCUCCCGAAGUAAAGCGCGAGCCCCCGCCAGAGCCGCCCCCCGCCCCCGCGCCUCCCCCACCUGUUGUCGUGGAACCUCCUCCUCAACCCGCAGAAGACCUCCCGGAACACAGACAUAAGAAAGAGAAAAAGAAAAAGGACAAACACAAACACAAGGACCGGGACAAAUCGAAGGAGGAGAGAAAGAAACAUAAAAAGGAUAAGGAGAAACGGAAAGAGAGCCCGCCGCCGCCGCAGCCGGUGGAGGCUCAGCAAGACGGCGCGCUGAGGAUAACCAUACCGAAGGAGAAGUUGUCGACGAGCCCGGGGCUCAAGAUCAAGAUCCCGAAGGAGCGGCUGGCGGCGCCGCCCCCGCCGCCGGCGCAGUCGUCGAGCCUGAAGAUCAAGAUCUCGCGCGACGUGCUGGACGCGUCCCGCAAGCGCGGGGCUGCGCCCCCCGGCGGGCCCCCGCACAAGCUGGCGCGCCACAACGGAGCCGCGCCGCACAAGGUCGUCGAGCCGGCGUUGGGCAACGGUCACGUGGGCAAGUGACGUCACAGUACAGAGCCAAGCCCACGGUAGCUUCGUGUGUCGACGUUUCUCAAGCAUCAACUAUCGGACCUCAAUAGUGUAGUGUAACUACGGUUAACGUUUUUAUUUUUCACUGUUUAACUAUUUUUUUUUCUACUCUUCUUGUUUCUAGACGCACGGUUUUGGCUCUGCUUGUGAUUUCCUUUUUUGAAAUUCAAAUCACGGGCGCCACGUCACGUCACAGCUGUGUUUAAAGCCAGUAUGUAGUUUUGUUUAUCGGUAUAACGUUGUAAAUAAAACCUGCGCGGUUGUGUCGUAGUUUUGUAAUAGACUGAUUUUUUAGAGCCAAAAUCGUGAUGUUCGUGGCGGGAUUUAGGUGCGGGGUUGCUAGCUACACUAAUAAAACGGCCUUUGACGCCGUUCCCACCAUAUUGGGAUUAAAUGGGCUUGAUAUUAAACGUAUAUGAGUGUCAGUUUAGCAGAUAUAUUCAGGGAAUAAGCCUUAGGCAAUGUAAAAUAAAAUAAACAUACCUUUAAGUGAUGCAACACUUAUGAUCUAGAAGGUAAAGUCGACUUUUCUAGUUUAAAUAACAACCACUUUACACGCCUAAUCUGACACUAAUAUACUCCCUUUUCGACGUAAAAUCGACAGGCAACCGAAAAUUGCUGAACUAAAAAAAUAUUGAAAACAAAACUGACGAAAAUACGUAAUUUUCCGGUUGACUGCCGAUAAUGACUGUUGUUUGUAAAAUGGUGAGAUUUUUUUUUAAUAAUUUAUAUGUAAGUGUAUAUUUUGUAGGUAAUUAGGGCCUGCCUAGACUCUUAUAGUAUUUUUUUUCCUAUUUCUGGCUGGCCCAUACUUAUCGUGCGAUGCGGGCUCAGUGACAUCGACAAACUUGGUAAAUCCGAGCUUACCCGAAUCGAAAAAAAUUACAUCUCAAUGCCGGUGCCACUAAGACCCACAUUGAUGCAGUGUCGAUAAAUUUAUUAUACUAUAUAUAUCGAUACUCUACGAUAGAAUGCUUACUUUAUGUAUAUGACGAUUCUUAUGAAUAAUUCUGAUUAGGUGUUAAAAAAAAUAUAAAUUAAAAAAGAAAAAUACAAAACAAAAAACAUUAUGAUGACGUAGCGACGUGUGAUUGGGAGAAUGAAUUUUUUGAGUAAUAAAUAAUAAAUUAAAGCAGAAAGCAAGAUGUAUAGGAUAUCAAAAGUAGCUUAAGAUUUUGUUAGGUAGACAAUUGUGAAUUUUUAAUUAAUUUAGUACCGUUCAGGGUUGUUGCACACCGGCGACUAUGACCGCGACUUUUUCGUGCGCGACUUGUCUGUCUAAUACUGUAAAUUCAACGAAUAGUUUGUAAGUAUGUGUUUCGCAUUUAGUAUAAAAUUGAGAAAGUGUUAAGAGUAUUUUGUACAAGUAAUAUUAAAAAUAAAUAUCAUAGAUAUAAUUGGUUCCGUUUUAAUUGUAAUUUUAAGGUGUUAUUAUGGCAGAGCUUUUUCACUUAAGUUGGUUUUUAUUUCGAUUUUCUGUCUUUUUCCCAUCAAGAUGCCUUUUGCGUUUCAAUUUUGGGCUGAUAUUUAUGAAAUAGUUAUUUGAAGUGUGUUUUUGUUAGAGAACGUAGUGUUUAUCAUACAUUAUAUCGCAUUGCCAUUGCACUAACGUAUAACAAAGCUCCUGCGACAAAUAAAUCGCCCGAAAAAGUCGCCCGAAUCGUCAACAGCCCGACUUUUAAUUUUAAUUUUUAGUAAUUAGCGACUUGUUAUAGAGAAAUAAAUUGUUAUUAUUUUCCUGUAAGGCUAGGUGUCUGUAAGUGUAAAUAAAACGUAUUAUUUUGAUUUGUGUCUAGUUGGAAUUUAACUAGCCUUCGCACCUUCAGCGUUGUAACGUACCGCCCGUUCGAACAAAGAGUGUGUUCAGAUUUUGAAAUAAGAAUGGGAUUUUUAAUGGCUAAAUUUACCCUUUUAGUAGUUGGGUAAAUUUUGUUUUACAAAUUUUUGGCACUCGUACGCAUUUUAAUCCACUCACAUUACGGGUAGUUUGAACUAUUCUAAUAACGGGUCUAUUUAUGUUUCUAUAACCUUUGGUGGGUGGUAAAUGAUUAAUACUAGCCGGGCUUAUUUCUGUGUGCCGGCUUUAACCUCCAAUUUAGUGCAUACUUGUAAAAGUUGGGCAAUAAGUUGCCCAACACUCGCGCCACAAUCCCGCAUUCUGAACACGCUCCAAUUUAGUCAAAUUGUAUUUAUGGAAACACAAGGAAAAGUAAUUUUUGUAUAAAUAUAUAUUAAAAAUGGUUAAAAAAAACAAUAACAAUACAUUAUAGCAAAAGAAUCGGCCAAGUUUCUUAAUAUAAUUAUGCGAAAAAUGUGAUAUAAAUGUUUUCAUUCAGGUGUAUAAUGGUUGUAAACAUAUAUCUAUAUAUACGUAAGUUCAUUUUAUAAUGGUACCCUUUUCAUUUAAAAUGUUUUUAGUCCAGUUUAAACAAAAUAGCUAAACUAUAUGACUACCCGUGUCAUUCGAGGAUCUAGUUUGAAGCGACGAUAGGGGCUCAUAAACGUACACCGCCAUGUUUGCUGCGUUCUGCGAUGGCAACCAGGAAUUUUAGCAAUUUGACCUAAAAUGUAGCAAUGUUUUUUUUUAUGAUUACAGAAUAUAUUGAUUCGAGAGUUCAUCCCUAAUAUCGCCCUUUUAAGCGACACAUACUAUUUUUUGAUGUUCUAAAAGUGCCUUUUUGGUAGAUUUUACUUCAUAAUUUCAGACCACGGAAAUUAGAUUGAAAAAAAACUGGACUAAAAACAGAUUAAAAUCAAAACAUAAACGAAACUUUGUGGUAGCAAAAGCUUUCUACAGUAUAUAGUUACAUUUAACCUGUAGUUUUGUAAAAUUAACCUUUAAAAUCUAGGUAAUAAUGAUCAUUUUCAGUUUUCACACCAAACAGACCAAACCUUUUUUAAUAAAAUCUAUAGUUUCUAGCCUAAUUCAAUGUAGAUAGUGUUCGAAUUUUACAAUAUGUCAUAUAGUUCAUAUCCUGUACAUAAUUGGUUGGUUUCCUAAGUCAAAAACAGUGUUUUGACAUUUCAAUCUCAUUACCAAAUGUUUCUCUAGCAUAUUAAAAAAAAACUAGUUUACUCAUUGCCUCAAGUCAGUAUAUCCUACAAAAUAUUUGACUAUUCGGAAACUAUCCAAUGAAAAAGGUUAAUUUUACAAAAUUUACAGUUAAAGCUUACAAUAUAAUGUUUAUACAAAUAAUAUAAUAUUGCAAUACUCAAUGGUUUGCCGUGAAGAGUAUUAAAACUGCCGUAUGUAACGAAUUUGUUUAGCAAGGAUUUUGGGUGAACUCAUAAAUUGUACUAAACAUCUCAUUACAACACUUAAAACCUGCCCUGUAUUGUAAAAUCAAUUUUAAAUAGUCUCUAAAUAUGUUCAAAAUUCAAUACGUUAUUGUGACAUGGACUUAGAACUCGCAUUUUAAAAUCUGUACAAUGAGACGCGCUACCGUGUCUUCCGAUACUAGAACUAACUGGGACUUAGUUGCCGACGAUUAGUUGCGCAACUAAGUUGACACCGUGCGAAACAAACUCUGGAUAAAUCAUGUUCGUCGUACAUUAGUUACGUCUGAAUUUAAUAACCGAUCAGCAUCCAAAGUCUUUAAAUCAAGAUUUAUAUUUGACUUAUGUCGAUAGAAUUCCUAUCAAAAAACCUAGAUCGAGAUUCAGAGAUUUUGGACAAUUUUUCAGGUUCUAGUACACAAAAAUGUUAUUAAAAUUUUGUAUUACAUAUUUAGUGAUUGUUUACGAAGCUUGAAUUUAUAAGAAAGCAAUAAUAAUGACUAAUGUUGUCGAAGAAUUCAAAUAUUUAAUGUAAAUUAUGCGUCCCUUGUAUCUUGUUGAAUGUUGGCUCAAGAGGUUAGCGUUGUAUGAAGAAAGAAAACGGAUUUUGUCAAGGAUUGAAUUGUAAAUGUGAUAAUAAAUAUGUCUUCUAAUUAUACGCGAAUGCUAUUUAAUUUGAAAUAAAAGUGUAUCGCGUCUUUACCUUGUGUCUCUUUUUAAUAGACCCCCGAAACCCAUUUUCAGUUUUGACUGUCAUUGAUUGUGACAAAAUAACAGAAAUGAGUUCACCCAAGUUCUAAGAAUUGUUUGUAAAUAUAUAUCUACGUAGAUUGUUUCUUUUUUCGUAUUAAUAUUAUAUUCAAAUUGAAAUGUAAUAUUCUAAAACACGAGAACAUACUUUAUUAGUGGGGAGCCCUAAGAUUAUGUAUUUUUUUUCUAAAUCAUCUAAAAAAUAUUGAAAAAAAAAGAACCUCAACAUUUUAAUGAUACCAUCUGUUUGUAAAAUUAACGAAGACUAGCUGUCAGGGAGUUUGAUUUUCUAUCUAAUGAGACUAACGGUUUAUGCUCGCCAGAUGGCGCUCUUGUAGCGUUAAAUCCUACUUCUCCAAACGAUUUUUACACAUUGUUUGGCAUUGAACCCAUUUUUGUCAGCCUAAAUGAUUGGUCAUUUUAUGGGAUUUCGUGCUACACAAGAAAACAACGUGUAACAUGAAACUGAUUUUCGUCCCGGCCUUGCAAAAAAAAGUAACCUGCGCUCUCCAAGGUCCUUACUAAUAAAAGUAGGUAUUCGUACACCUUAUGAAGCGAAAUAAAUAUAUUAAUAAACAGUUAAGAUUUGCCUCCUAAUGUUAGUGUUUCGAAAUACUAAGUUUUUCCCGUAACUUAGGUAUUUUUUAUAUAAUAAUUAACUUGUAAAUAGCUGACAAUGUACCUAAAUAAUCCUAUUAUAAUUCUAGGCUUCCAUUUCAGACUAAACAUGUAGUAAUUUAAUAAAUUAUACUAGAUAUAAUUAGCAAAAAACGUAAAAUACAAAUUCAAAGAUAUUCAAGUGACACAACACCCAAUUUCAAUAGAUAUUUCUUAUUUAAAAUUUCUUUAAUAAGUUUUUACUCAAUGCUUAUCGUCACGGUACCGAAUAAUUCACAACGAUGUCAUUAUUUCGGCCAUCUUUUUUUAUAUGAAACGUUCAAAUUGCCGCCAAAUUCUUUAUUGAUUUUUUCACAAUAUUAUUUGAUCAGAUAUGGGAAUCAAAUUACGCAGGGUUAAAUACUAAAACUGCUGUAUAUAGUGCCUAUUCACAUAUAUGAGAGAAAUCAAUACCUAAGUGCAUUUAGCUUAUCUACCUAAAUACUGAGUAAUGCAAUACCUAGUAAAAGUUGUUAGUUAACAGAAACACUUUAUGACAAGUACCUACCUAUAUAAGUCUACAAAUUAGAUAGCAAAUAACAUUAUCAAUUAUACCAAAUAAAGAAAUAGAUAAAUAAUGUCGCUAGAGUUCUAGUUUUCUUAGUAAAAAUAAAUCUGAAUGUUUUGUGAAAUAAUUACCUAUACAAUUUAUGCCACCAUCGACACGACUAUUUAUCCAUUUUAAAAUAUUUUUACACUCCCAAAAAUAGCAAAUGUAGUUUAUAAAUAUGAAUAAGCAUUUUAAAAAGUAGAUAGGCAUGAAUUAAUCGUGGAAGUUACGGGAAAAAGUGUAUUUUAGUGUUUUAAAUAAUACUUACAAUUGAUUCGCUUUUUGUAGGCACACAAACGUUAAAAGUACGCUUGUGUUUAAUAUUUUUUUAAACUCACUGUCGUGUACUGAUGACGACAUUUUAUUACUUUGACACGUUUCUUUGGAACCAAUUUUAGUAUUUAGCUUAGUUUCUAUUUCAUACCUUUUAUUUUCAUUGUAAUAAAAGUCUCGAGAGUAUAUAAAUUAAUUGUAAUAGAAAAAUAACUUUUGUAUUUUAUCACUCGCGUUUUUGACAUUGACAGUUAACUAAAAAGCGCGCGAAAACGUCGGCAUUGAUGAUUACGAAAACAGUAAAAAAAUAUUUUCAUUAUAACGUGAUGGUGAUUAUAUUUAUGUAUGUAUCUAGGUAUAUCAUGUAAACAUAUUAUUUGAUGUGGUUCCAUUUGAAAUUUGGCCUUGUAUUCACCCAUCAUUAUAAAAAUAACUUCAUAUUAUUUAUUUUAUAAAUAUUCAUUCUUACUAAGUUACGUUAAAAGUGGUUUUAAUAAACCUUUUUAACGUUACCUACUACGAAAUAUUUUAAAUGCAAUGGCCCGAUAUUUAUCACGCUAUGCAUUUGAGACUACAGAAAUGGCGUAUAGGACGCAAUUUCCUGUUUACGUAGAUAAUCGUCUAAUAUUUAAUUGUUGCGUAUAAAAAUAAGCUAAACUUAAGCUGUUUUUAAGUGAAACUUUAUAAAAAUUGGCAAUAAAAACGCUACGAGAAUUGUACUCGCAUUAAAUUUAGUAAGAAAUGUUUGCUGGAGAUUAGCUAUUAUAUUGGAAACUUCGACGCAGUAUGUUUUUUUAGUACCACAACUUCUGAUACCUAUAGGUUUGAAGCGGUCUGUCCAUUCGCUCGUGUAGUGGUUUUCAUUUAUUAUCAAUGUUUAGUUUCUUUGUCCAAAGAUGUAUGCUCUGGAUUAUUUUUUUAGUAAAAUGCCGGGAGGAGUGCUGUAC